AUGUCCUCAGGCUCCGAGAAGGACCGUGCGGAUCUGAAAGGCGUGCGUUUCAUCAAACAGAUGUCAGCAGCUUCGGAGCUCAAUUUCGGAAUCGACGAUUCAACUCCUCGCACCAAUUCUAGUCCCGCAUCUACAUAUGCGGGCCUGACGGAGACUUCUCUGAAUAACCAAGCGAAAGAAAAAACAAGUGCUGCAACAAGCACAGCAAGUAAAGAGGACGCUGAGUCAAUACAGGCAAUCGUCGAGGACCAAAUAGGUCAAACAGUAACACGGCUUGCUCUAAGGGAUAAGCUGAGGCUCCAAACUCGCCAGAAACCGUGUCUAGCUCCAUUGAAUGUGUCUGCAGCCAAACCCUAUGUACGAGAGCUCAUCUUUCAUCCUAUUUCAGUUAACCCAGAAGUUUGA
This is a messenger RNA of Bacidia gigantensis, 405 nucleotides long. RefSeq lists its product as uncharacterized. The coding region runs from base 1 to 405 and encodes 134 amino acids. NCBI's taxonomy places the organism in Eukaryota, Fungi, Ascomycota, Lecanoromycetes, Lecanorales, Ramalinaceae. The record is from RefSeq and is a predicted model, not a curated record. The transcript is spliced from 2 exons.